Messenger RNA from Seriola aureovittata, 3096 nucleotides. RefSeq names its product RAB38c, member of RAS oncogene family (gene rab38c). Gene Ontology annotation, biological process: vesicle-mediated transport. NCBI's taxonomy places the organism in Eukaryota, Metazoa, Chordata, Actinopteri, Carangiformes, Carangidae. The transcript is spliced from 4 exons. The record is from RefSeq and is a predicted model, not a curated record. Gene Ontology annotation, molecular function: GTPase activity; GTP binding. The coding region runs from base 512 to 1135 and encodes 207 amino acids. Gene Ontology annotation, cellular component: trans-Golgi network; Golgi apparatus; vesicle.
GCAUGUGUAAUAAUAAUAAUACAAUAAUAUAAUAUAUGGUAGGCUUGGCUAGUCUAGUCAUUUUUUAUGAAUUAGGUCAUUUUGCAUAGUAUUUUUUUCAAAUAACGACUGUACUUUUACUGUGAGUACAUUUACUGUAUACAGUGGUAUUGAUACUUAACGCUUCGUUUACGAGGAGUCAUUGAAUGCACCACACGUUAUAGGCUGUUGUACUGAAGUUGCCCACAGGAGCUGAGAGUCGACUGUCCAGUAAACUGAUACAGGCUAAUGUGCGGAGGACUGCAGCGACCGCAGGCAAUCUUGACGCUUCUCUCGCAAAUCUAAGUGAUUUUGGAUCCUAUAUUUUUUUCUUGGACGAAGGAAAAUGUUUUAGUUUAAGAUUUUUUUCUACUAUGACUUUACUAUCUACCUAGUUUAGAGUUUUUCUGUGAAACCUGUGACAUCUGCAGCCUUCUUAAAGUUUCCAUAAUUCUACUGGGGAGAGUGUUUUUUAAUCUGCAGAGCUGCAGCCAUGCAGCAGGAGCUUUUAUUUAAAGUCCUGGUCAUCGGGGACUUGGGAGUCGGAAAAACGUCCAUCAUCAAGCGGUACGUCCAUCAGAUCUUCUCCCAGCACUACAGAGCCACCAUCGGGGUGGACUUCGCCCUGAAGGUGCUGCAGUGGAACAAUGACACUGUGAUCCGGCUACAGCUGUGGGACAUAGCAGGACAGGAGCGGUAUGGGAACAUGACUCGUGUCUAUUACCGGGAGGCGGUGGGAGCACUGGUGGUGUUUGACGUGACAAGGGCCUCCACGUUCGAUGCCGUGCUGAAGUGGAAGGAUGACCUGGACUCCAAGGUGACUCUGAACCAUGGCAGGCCAGUUCCAUCUGUACUCUUGGCCAACAAGUCAGACCAGCUGGGUUCUCAGCAGCCAAAACUCGACUCCUUCUGCAGGGAGAACGGCUUUGUUGGCUGGUUCGAGACCUCUGCAAAAGAGAACACAAACAUCGAGGAGGCAGCACGCUGCUUGGUAGAGCACAUCCUGAACAAUGAGGAGAGCCCGGUGGCAGAACGAGACCCCGGCUCCCUCGUCCUGUCUGGAUACUCUAACACCGCAAAGGAUCAUCUCAACUGCUCGUCAUGCGUGAAAUGGUGACUCUUUAAAGACCAGUCGCAGACAACCGAGGAGUUAACACCUGUGAGGCCUCGGCCACAGAGAUAAGUUUGGCUCAGGGACUGUUUGUUAAAAGAAUGUGUCCAUGUGCUGUGUUCACACUGCAGGCCAAUAUGAUACCUGGCACACAAAAUAGAGAGUUUUAAUGACGUUUCAGACAUGAUUCUUGUAGAUUCUUAAAAAUUUGUAUGUUUUGUUUGUAAUUUAUGGUAAAAGAAAAGUCUGAAAUUCUUUAAAUUCUUGGAAGAUAUGCAUUAAAUGUGAUAUGUGUCAGAUGUGUGGCAACCUUUUAGUUUUAUAGUUGUAGAUAAAAACUAAUAACACAGGUUCAUUCGUUAUUUCUUUUCUGCCAUGGACUUUGUACAGACUUAUUUUUUCUGGUAAAGGUAUUAAAAAUAUCUUGUUGUUACAUUUGCACAAGAAAAAAUGGUACACACAGUAUUUAAUAUAUACAGUUUCUGCAUGAUUCUCUUUGCUUGCUUUGAACAUAUCUGACACUGUGACCUUGACAUUUGGCUGAACUGCCAGCUCCCAGUGGUAUGGGUUUUCUCACUCUUACAUAACGUGGAAAAAAUCCAAAUUUUGGCAUUUUUCUCUGCAGUGUGGACACAGACAUAAAAAACAUUAAGCCUUCUCACAUUCUUUGCACUUUUGUUCAGCCCACUUUCAUGCCAUCUCUAUUAAGUCAAAGGAUGUGAGGGAGAGAAAUUAAAUCUUUAAAAAAUCUGAACGCAGAUGAAACUGCAGUUCUGAAGAUGUCUCUUGAAUCUGCAUAUUGUGGAUUUAAUGUAAGUGCGCCUACAUUAAAAACAUCUUCAAUUGCAUUUGAGUUUAGCUGAGUGUGAGGGAACUGACUGUACCACAAGCUGUCAAAGGCCUGAGAGCCAUUUUCUAUUAGUUUCAUCAAAACUGAAACAGUGUCUCUGUCCACACAAUCCCCACAUUUGAGUGUGACCUGUCACAGAUUUCACAAAUUACCUCUGCAGAAUCAGUUUACUGGUUCAAAAUGAAGGAUUACAUUGCAAUUUGACCAGAUUUGUCUGCUCAUUCUUGACCUUUGAAACAGUUUGACAAAAAAAAGUACACAGAUAUACAGCAUAACAAUUGGUUAUCAUGGUCACAUGAAAACUACUGAGCAAACUACCUGGUGAGAAGACCAUGAUAUGCAGUUGAAAUCUCAGGAAAAAAAGCUGGAAAGUGGACCACAGGAUCCUUUUCUUUGACAUACAGAGGCUUCAGAAAUUAUUUAGACACCUUCACUCGUAGCACAGUGUAUUAUGUUAUGGAAUGAAUUUAAGAUGGAUAAAAUUGAUUUAAAAAAAAUAAAAUCUACACUCAGUAACACUGAAGAAAUUGAAAACAUGCUUCUAUAAAGUGACUGAUAGACUUUCCAAGAAGAAAUGUUAACAAAUGACAACUAAGAGACAUAAAACCACCAUGAAGAGACGCAAAACAACUGCAAAAACACACAAAAUGUCCACAAAGAGACAAAAGAAUCAGGGCUCGAAAUAUGAGUCUUGGCAAAUUUUUACUAAUUUUACAAAUGUGCCCCCCUUCUCUGAGUCUUUGUCCCAGUCUGCAGAUUGUCUCCCCUCAAUCUUCAGAGACAGUCGUCAUGGUGAGUUUGUCAAAUUGUGAUUAAUGUUGCGUGUUUUUUUUGCUCUUCUGGGAGACGAGGUUUAACCGGUUCUACUUGCAUGAAAUGAACAAAUGUCUAGUGACUUGUUGAGUUUGUGUUGACUUGUGUCCGACAGUUUACUAGCCUCCUAUCUGUCAUUACAGAGGUCAGAGCCUACUAUCCAUCUGCUGAACAGUACAGCCUUGCUUCAUUGCAAAUGUGAUGUAAGAGGAAUCCUUUUGUGUAAGAUUAAUACUCAGCAUCUGAAGGAUGCAUUCUAUGUAUUGAUAACUGGACUUUUCAUAUAUAAAGACAUUUUCUUUCA